AUGCCUAAGAAGGUCUUGAUCGAUAGUCAUGUCUCCGAAAAACAAAGCAAGCGCGCCUUAAACGCUCUACUCACCCAUGCCAUCAAGGAGCAGGAGAAGAAGGCUGAACAACAUCUACUGCCCGGGAAAGAACAAAAUAUCUGGCUUGUAAUUACUACGAAGCAGAUGCACCCGGGGAAGAACAUGAAACCAGCGAGGAUUCCCAUCGUACAUCCUCUUGUUGACCCUCGCGUAUCCUCUGUGUGCCUCAUCACUAAGGACCCGCAGCGAGAAUACAAGGACCUGCUUGAGUCCCAUCAAAUCCGCUUUAUCUCAAGGGUUGUCGGGAUUACGAAGCUCAAAGGCAAAUUUAAACCGUUCGAGGCGAGGAGGUUGCUUCUGAAAGAGAAUGAUCUAUUCCUGGCCGAUGAGCGUGUCGUACCGCUACUCCCGGGUCUACUGGGAAGCAAAUUUUUCCAAGCCAAAAAGCAACCUAUUCCCGUUUGUCUCACUAAGAAGGAUCUCAAGGGUGAACUCGAGCGCGCUAUUUCAUCUACUUACUUCCAUCGAAAUCAGGGGACUUCAAUCAAAGUUGGCAUUUUGUCUCAAAGUCCAUCUCAGAUUAUUGACAACCUGAAGACGGCGUUGCCUGUCGUAGUCAAAAAGAUACAAGGAGGCUGGGACAAUAUGCAGAGUCUCCACAUAAAGACCAACUCCUCUGUAAGUUUGCCGAUUUGGAGCUGUGACCUCGGCGGAGGAGAAGGUGGGCGAUGGGAUGGGCUGACGGCUGGUGCGUCGUCGGAUGAGGAGAGUGGUAAGGCUGGAAGUGAGGAAGAUACUGGCACAGAUGGCGAUGAUGCGGAAAAGCCGAAGGGAAAACACGCCGUGAUGGAAGCACUUUCGACGGCUGAGGUUACGGAACCGACGAAAGGGAAAAAGCGCGCCGCCGAGGAGAAUAUGGACAUGCCUCAGAGGAAGAAAAGGGAAAAAUCUUCCCAACACCGUGGCAAGUCUUCAGAGUCGCGCGGCUCGAAGAAGUCAAAAACCGACACAGUAGUGCAAGACCCGCCUCCCACAUCUCCACCUCCUCCUACCGUCACCCCCACUACCACCACUACUGGGACCGCUUCAUUGUCGACCAUGCCAAAGGAUGAGCUGAAGAAGAAACGCUCCGCGAUGGGUGGUGAGAGGAAAAAAGUAAAAAUGGUAAACAGCAUACUUGCAGCGAAAAGUGCAAAGGAGGCCAUCGUUGGUAAGAAGCGACAUUGA
Molecule: messenger RNA, 1248 nt
Organism: Fibroporia radiculosa
Lineage: Eukaryota; Fungi; Basidiomycota; Agaricomycetes; Polyporales; Fibroporiaceae
Exons: 4
Coding region: 1-1248 (415 amino acids)
Source: RefSeq, a predicted model, not a curated record